This is a messenger RNA of Lates calcarifer (barramundi perch), 7534 nucleotides long. RefSeq names its product zinc finger protein 687a (gene znf687a). The transcript has 11 exons. Bases 1029 to 5075 code for a protein of 1348 amino acids. Lineage: Eukaryota; Metazoa; Chordata; Actinopteri; Centropomidae. The record is from RefSeq and is a predicted model, not a curated record.
ACAGGUAAAAUGCUACCCGCAUUUUUUUGGAAAUUGUUUUCUCUAUAAAUGAUUUUUCUCAAUACACAAUGAAUACAAGUAAAUCUAGGAGGAUAGACAUGGACAAAGUUUUAUGCUUAUAUAACAUAUCUUCAUAGCUUUCUUAUGAGGGCAGCAUCAGUGUACCAUCAUGCUUUUAAAAGCAGGUGCCAUUAGUUAAUGUGCUUUUAUGUAGUAUUUUUCUUGCAUUACACCCACUCUAGAGAGGAAUGCACAAAAAUAUACAAAUGAUCUGAAAUAUACAAAUGCAAACGACAUAUUUAAUAUAUAUAUAUAUAUAUAUAUAUAUAUAUAUAGAUCAGAGUUUAACAGGAAGAAAGUAUUUACAUAAAAAUUUACAUAAAUCUUCCUAGACUUUGAAUAGAUGCCAAAUGCCACAGGGCCAUAGCAAAUAGUCACACUCAGUAGAUCGUAGAAAGUAUUGUUUUUUCAGGGAGUGUAUUUAGAGCAGAACGUUAAAUUUAAUUUUACAACUCUUAAGUCGAAAUGUGAACACCUGGGGGGAUCCUUGGGAAGUCACUGUCGCAUGAUUUGGUGACGGAAAACUUAUGCGUCCGAGAGGAAAGUCAGGAACCAACUGUAAACUAGCAGGUAACUAAAAUUAAAUACGAGCGUCAGCUAAUGUUAAUUUCAACCAGAGCAAACGUAACACGCAUUAAAUAUAAUGUACUAGGACCGCAUUAGCUGAGUGUUACGCCGAGCUAAUUAUAGUUUUUGACUACUUGAGGAAAAGUUGGCCGGUUGACGUUAGCGAGGCCAGCUAGCAGGUGAAUGCUAAAGUGUAGCUAGCUGUUAGCAGAGAGGCUCCCACUUGUUGCUGCAUGACAGUUGAGUUUUACAAGUUAAACGGCAACGUUAUCCAACUCUUUUUGUUUCUUUACACGUUUGUCUUUCAUCAGUAAAGGCUGGAGCAGUGGAACAACACACGACGUACUUUUGUGCUUUGACCAAACGCAUCGGAGCCCUCAGUUUUAAGCCUCGUGCUGGCAAUGGGGGACAUGAAGACCCCAGACUUUGAUGAUUUGCUGGCAGCUUUUGAUAUUCCUGACAUUGAUGCCAAAGAAGCCAUCCAGUCAAGUCCAGAGGAGGAAAGGGAUGAGGUGGGGAUUAAUGCAGAUGGGGGAAAUAGUGGGUCUCCGUCAUGCUUUCCCUGCUCUCCUGCCUCACACAGCGACCGCCCUGUGGUCAGCGUUAUUGUGAAGAACACAGUGCGGUCUGAGUCUUUUGAAGAGGAGGAGAAGUCUGGCAGCGAUAAAACUGACAAUCCUACAUGUGGUGAUGUAGCCCCUCAGGUUCAGGUCAAGUUGGGUGACCUCACCUCACAGCUUGGACCCAAACUGCCUGCCGAGGAGCCCCAGAUUUCCAAUGGCUUUGAGGGCUCUGUCCCCAGGGAUCCAGGAGUGUGCAACACAGAACCAUGGUCCCUGCAUUCACCACUGAAGUCCACACUGAAUGAUAAUGAGAGUGACAGUGAUAGAGGAGCCGAGGUUGGAUCGAUCCAGCACACCACUGAUGUCAUGAACAGUUUGAAGCCCCUUCUCUUUCCCCAGUCUCCGACCAGUGCCAGUCCCAACCCCUCAACUACUCCUUCUCCUCAUUCUGUCAGCCCUCACCUUUCUCCUCACUCGCCUCAGAAAGAAGAAGCUGGUCUCCUUGGUAAUUCUUCAUCUUCCCCUUUACCACAAAAUGGAAAUAUUAAAGCUGAAAUUAAGCAUGUCAUGCACUCAGAUGAUGAUGACUCAGAACCAGACUUAGGAAGUCCGCUGGUGAUCCAAGAGAGCCCAGACACUCUAAUGUCCUCCCCACCCAAAUUUAAACUACGGCCUGAGCUGCUUGGGUCUCCUGAAACCAUUUGUCAUCCUCCUCAUCUCUCCUUUUCUCUGGCAUCUGCAAAGCCUAAACCCCCUCUUGAGGAUGAGGGGCAGCCUACCACCCUGAGUUCUCCUUCUGGAGCUCCUCAGCCUCAGAGCCCAGAGGACCGCCUCCCCUCUGUCAGCACGAGCUCUGCAUCAACCCAAGAAGAGAAAUACCCAGAGCAUGUGAUUGAUGAGAGGGACUCUCCUGAGAGCCCACCCCCUAGUGAGACAGGUCUUGUGGUCCCCAACAGAAGCAGCAGCCCCGAUUUGACCCAAACACCAACGGUGAACCACAAGGACUCUCCUCACCAAAAGGAGCUCAUGGAAAGUGAGCCUAGCAGAGAGGACAGGCCAGGUGACACUGAGAAGCUGAGUGAAAAGAUGGCUGAAGGUGAGGAAAAUUUAAAGGAGGAGAACAAUGGUGUUGGCACAUCAUCUGAGGAUGCUGUGUCUGCUAGUGCUGCAGAGACAGAUUCAUCUCCACUGCGUCCCCUCAAAGUUAAAAUCAAAAUGUCUACAGGAAGCAUCACAAGAACCGUGACUGGGGUGGCACCUAAAAGAAGCGCAAGAGCCACCUCUAGGGCUGUGGGUAGUUCAAAACCUUCACCAGAACGUCAUAACACAAAAUCCAAGAGGGAAUUAUCACAGCAGUCUCAGGCACCUGCAGCAGCGAUGCUCCAAGAUGUGCGUGCUGCAGCACCAGAAGGCGCCAGUGCAAUUAAACAGAAAUCCACAGGGGUCACCAAAACGAAAGUUUCUCCCACAGCUGUCAGCAUUACAAAAACUGCAACCCUGCCCUCUGUCGCCAUCUCAUCCCCCAGAGUCAGCCCAGGCGGGAUCAACCUGCGCAGCCUGGGCCAGAAGACUCUCAACAGUGGGAUGAUACAUCCUGCUCCGUCGUCCCUCGUCCCUCAAAGUGGCAGCAGACCAGCAUCUAUAGUCAACAACACUGGGGCAAUCAUAUCAAAGAGCCAAACCAACCUAGUAGAAGCUUUUAACAAAAUCCUGAACAACAAGAACCUGCUUCCUAGUUAUAAACCAGACCUGACGUCGCCUCUUCCUGCAGAGUGGGGCAUUCCUCUGCCUGCACAGGGUUACCGCUGUUUGGAGUGUGGUGAUGCCUUUGCCUUGGAGCAGAGUUUGGCGCGACACUACGAUCGACGCUCGCUGAGGAUCGAAGUGACUUGUAACCACUGUGCCAAGCGCUUGGCCUUCUUCAACAAAUGUAGCCUCCUUUUACACGCCAGAGAGCACAAGGAGAGAGGCCUGAUCAUGCAGUGUUCACACCUGGUUAUGAAACCUGUACCCGUGGAGCAGAUGAUUGGCCAGCAGGAACCUACGGCAAUUGGUGUGCUCUCUCCAUCUCUCUUGUCAUCCUCUUCAGCACCAUCAUCAUCCUCUUCAGGGUCGGUCACCCCGAACCCAACACCCCAGUCACAUCAAGCCGUACCCAACAAGAAGGGAGAAGAAGUGCAGUACACGACUAAUAAAUGUCCUGAGUGUCUGACUCAGUUUAGCAGCAAAGAAGAGGUGGCUGAGCACUUUCAAGAAAUCAAACCAGCACACACUACUCCUUGCACAGAGUGCUCUCCGCCUAUGCUCUUGCCCAACAGUUGCAGUGCAGCAGCUCAUCAACGCAUCCACCAAGGCUGCCUGCCACAUGUGUGCCCAGAGUGUGGGGGCACGGCCAAGCAGCCGCUAUUUCAGACACAUCUGGACAAGACCUGUUUGCACUUUGCCCGCCGCAUCGGAUACAGAUGUUCCAGUUGCCUGGUGGUGUUUGGAGGGCUGAACUCAGUGAAGUCUCACAUCCAGCAGGCUCAUUGCGAUAUGUUCCACAAAUGCCCCAGCUGUCCCAUGGCUUUCAAAUCUGCCCCCAGCAUUCAGAACCACAUCACUGAUCAACAUCCAACACUCACUGAUGGACAGGCGAUGUUGAUCUAUAAAUGUGUCAUGUGUGACACAGUUUUUACCCAAAAGCCCCUGCUAUACAUCCACUUUGACACUCAUUUAACCAACCAGAAGGUGCAUGUAUUUAAAUGCCCUGAAUGCACCAAGCUGUUUUCGCAGAGGAAUUCCCUACUGGACCAUAUCAAGACGCACAAGACUUCCACAUCAAAACAAGAGUUGCCUUUGCCGCCUGCGGCUUCCUCUCGUUCACGGCCCUCAGUGAAGUUAGAGAGCUCAGAUGGGGAGGAGUGGAUAGAUAAAGAUAAAGAAGAGAAGGCGAAGACAGAGAGGAUGAAGACCCCCUCAGGGUGGAAGUGCGCACCCUGCCACGCACGCUACACAGACCGGGAAGACUACAUCACCCACAUGGCCGAACAGCAUGGCAAGGUUCUGAAGAAGUUUCCUUGUAACAAAUGUGAGAGCUCCUUCACUACGACUUCCAGUCUGCGACGUCACAUCAGAGACAAACACAAAAUGAUGAAUCGUGGCUUCCGCUGCCAGUUCUGUACUGAGAGUAAGAAAACAUUCAGCAGCAGGACGAUGUUGGAGAGGCAUAUUCAGCUGAGACACAGCAUCAACGCUAUUAGCCAGGACAGACUGGGAGAUGGAGAUGAAGCUGACAGCUCCUCAGAACAGGAUGGUAGUUUGGGGGCUCGUCGGAGACGGAGAGGAGCCGUGAAGAUGGAGCACGAUGAGGAAUCCACAGAUGGGAUGAGUCCAGUGAAGAGGUUGCGGGCCUCCUCCUCUGCAUCCGCUCCAUACCCGCCUCCUGACUCUGGGUUUCGCUGUGCGCCCUGCGGUUUCACCACAGAGGACCAGACAUCAUUCCUGGAGCACAUCAGCCAGCACAGGCGAGGAGGGACAGAGGGCGGUGGUCUGCAGUGUCUGCAGUGCGGCGCCUGCUUCACAUCUACCUCCUCCCUAUCACGCCAUCGCUUCAUCACCCACAAAGUGAGAGAUGCAUUCACUGACAACCAGCAAGCUCUCAGCAUGCACCCAGCACCUUCCCCUGGUAACAGCAGAAACCACGAUGAGAAGAGUUCUCUUGAUUGUUCUGCACCAGCAUCACCCUCCUCUCAGUCCUCCAUAGCUCAGGGGAAGGAAGAGGAGGGCACACUGGCCUGUAAGGUUUGUGGUAAACACUUUGAGAAGGCAACUGAUCUGAAUACGCAUUUCAGAACUCAUGGUAUGGCUUUUAUCAAUGCAAGGAACGCAGGGAAAACUACCUAAAAUGGCAGAUUCGAGGGGAAGAUUAAUGUCAGUUGGUGAUAUAAUUUGCAAGUGCCUUUUUUAUUGUCAGCCUCUCAUUACAAUGUUGGUUUGUACACCUAUGCACUAAUGUAACCAAAGAUUGCUAGAAAUGAGUUUUUAUGUGAAUGGAUUGUAAAACAAUCAAACACGAUUCUCACUGGUGGAGACAGCCUUAACCUUCUGACAUUCAGGAUCUAAUGCUGCAUUUCUGUGCUCAGUAAUGAUACUAAUGAGAUUAGAGCUACUGCCCAGUCAGUGGACACUUAGUCUGACUCGUUCACUGCUGUGACCACAUUCACAUGAUAAUGUGCCAGUAGAGAACUGUGAAUGUGAAAACCAAAUCCUACUGUGAUCAUGACGGCGAUAGACAGCGAUGGAAUGUGUCUGCUUUUGAUUUCAAUACUUUCAUUCAUUCUACUGAGGAGACUGUUGAAUAACAGCCCAGGUGGGUUUUUUUCCACCUGGGCUGGUUCUAUCCAGUGUGUGUACUUUAAACUCACUGCCAGCCAUUUUCUAGACCAUACAGUAACAAUUUAGAUUGAGUCCCAACUUUAAAAGCAGCCACUGGCUUCCAUGCAUUUUAGUGUGUUAAUGAGAUUUGUAAUAGAGGUAAUCAAAUUAUCUCUAUGUACUAACAGAGAGGAAAUUUAGUACUAUAAAAACUGUAACGUUGGAAGAUACCAGGUUAAUUACUCCCACUCAGACUUCUCAAACCUGCUAUAUUUUGGAAUAUAUAUUUCCACGGAACAAAGACUGUAGAUUUUGUCCCCCAUCAUUCUCACUGAAAUCAUCUUAGGAAGGGUUCUCUUCAGGGCCUGUAUGGACAGGAAAAGGAAUAAUUACAGUGACCUAUAACUCUUAAAAUAGCUACAAUAUGUCUGUAUAGUUUUAAGACAGACUUGGAAAAAUGUGUAUCUAUUGCUAUUAAAUGUUUGCCAUUACUGAUAACCUUUCUCACCAAGUUAAAAGUCCCUGCAUAUUUGUUAUUUAUCUCAUCCUGAAAUGAAUGUUGACCACUAACUUUCUUAAAUAGAAACUGAAUCUUUAAACUUUAGUCGUAAAUCUUGGGAAAUGGUCAGCAAUAAUCUGGCAUAUACACACUUUGUAAUUAUUGGCCUGAAACUUUCAAAACCAUUGAAAUUAACAUUUAAUAUCUUUUCAAAGGAAAUGUACUGUAUUUUCAUCAGAUUAAUUGAUUUGUUCCCUCUCUGUGAGCAAGAGAUGGAAGUAAAAUUAUAUAUUUUGGCUUCUUGGCACGCAGGCAUAUGUCUGUAAAGCUUGCUUACUGUACAAGUGUAUAAUCAGUGUGUAUGUGAUUAUGUAUUUGAUGAGUCUUUCUUCAGUCUGUGGCACUGCUAAAAAGAAAAAAGAGACUUUGAAUAUAAUCAGUGUUCUAGCAUUGAUUAGCACAGAUCAGAUUGUGUUAUUGAUGGGCUGGUGUCAAAUCAGAAUCUAUAUCAACACAGACAUACAUGAACCUGGACUGAAAUUGAAAAGUCAGAGCUGUUUAACAAAACUGUUGCAUGAUACAAAACAUUUGAGAGGAGAGAAAAUUCAGUAGAGAUACUGUAUUCUGUUGUGGGUGCUUUUGAGUGCUGUGUUUAGAUUUAAAGGACCAGUGUGUUACAUAUACAGGGAUCUAUUGGCAGAAAUGGAAUAUUAUAUACAUAAGUAUGUUUUUAUAAGUAUGUUUUUAUUAGUGUAUAAUCACUUAAAACUAAAAAUCAUGUUUUUGUUACCUUAGAGUGAGCCAUUUACAUUUCUCAGAGUCCAUCAUGUUGUGUCACCUUGUAGCCCAUAACAGAAAAAACAAACAAAUCAGUGGCUUUUUUCACAGUUUAAUGUUGACACAGCAGCUUUUUAGAAGAAAGGAGAGCGUACACUUGCUAUAGCUACUACCCAUAGUUUUACAGACCAACAGCUAAAUACAUUAUCUAAAUAUAGCUAUAUAACUAACCUCUUCACUUGACAGACUAGUUGAUGCGGUAGUUCACACCAUUUAGUCACCUGACAGCCACCUUAGACUGUCCAACUUACUUGGAAACAGAGGAGUUAGGGGACGGGGAUUCAGUUGGUUUCAAUCUGCAUUCUCACCGCUAGAUGCCACUAAAUCCCACACACUGGUCUUCAAGUUCUUUGUUUAGUGGCACCCUUUUUUAACUGGUUAUGUUGUGUCUUACAAACUUCUGGUUCACAGAAAUGUCUCACAUCAUAGAAUCCAUAGACUGAGUAAAUAUCCAUGUAUCGAUAUCACUGGGUUUAAAAAGAGCUAUCCCAUUAAUGUGCUGUAGUCAUCAGUGACCUGUGUGCAUUUGUGUUUACUUUCUCAGGAGAUUAUCCACUGCUUUAACACACAUUGUCCCAUUUAACUUUUUCAGUGUUUGCAUUGACGAGACCAUGUCUAACCAAAUGUUUAUUAAAAAGAUGAAUAAAAACUG